AUUGCGCAUUACCCUUGUGCGUACCGUUUAUGGGGUGAGCGGCUCUGGAGCUGCGCAAAUAUUGUUCAGUACAGAUGCCCUUGAACUACAUAAGGAAGCGCCGUCAGUGAAAAAAUCACAGGGACUAAGUGAAAACUCUCUUGCAAAAUCAUAUGUAUGUGUGACACGAACUGAUAAACUCUGGUCAGUAAAAAUGGUUUCGGUCAUCGAUUUGCUCAACUUUAAUAGCGUGUGGUUUUCAUGGAAUUCGUUUCCUGUGACGUAAAAAUCAGGAAGUGGCCGGAAAGUUGAGGGAAAACGACAACAAUCGGGGGACAAAUUGGACCCAAAAUGAGUCGAAUAUAUCACGAUACAGCGUUACAGAAUAAACCUGUCCACAACGAGAAAUUUGGAUCUGCAUGGCAACCCUCCACAUAUCACAGUGGUCAAGGUGUCAUUUUAGAGGGGAAAAUAGUUGAUAUGUCUCGUCAUGCCAUCACAGACAUUAACAACAAAAAGGAGCGCUACACUAUUUUGUACAUUAGACCCAGCCGCAUCCAUCGAAGGAAGUUUGAUGCCAAGGGCAAUGAGAUUGAGCCUAAUUUUAGUGACACCAGGAAGGUCAACACGGGCUACCUUAUGUCAUCUUUCAAGCUCGAGGCGAAAGGAGAGUCUGAUCGGCUUUCUGAGGAUCAGCUGAAGAAUAUUGUGAACAAAGAAGAACUUGUAAGAGUGACGGAGAGGCAUUGCCCCAGUCAGGCGUUUGCUUUCUGGAUCUCAGAGGCAGAGAUGGAAAAGACAGAGCUGGAAACCGGACAGGACAUUCGUCUGAAGACCAAAGGAGACGGGCCGUUUAUCUUUUCUUUUGCCAAGGUGGAUAGUGGCACAGUGACAAAAUGUAAUUUCGCUGGAGAUGAGAAAGCUGGGGCGUCUUGGACGGACAAAAUAAUGGCCAACAAAAUGGAUGAUGGGAGCGGGGUGAAGUCGACGGGGCAGGGCGAAGGAGUAGACGAUGAGGAAUGGGAUGACUGAAAGCCGCUCAGUGAUUACACAAAAUCAUUCACACUCUGUCUCCAUGGCACCGGUCCUUCUUGCACAGAAAGGAAAAUCAUCAGAGAAGUCAAGUAAAUGUUCCUGACCAAUCAUGUUUUUUUACAGUUUAUAUUUGAACCAAAAUAAACAACCG
Messenger RNA from Chanos chanos (milkfish), 1165 nucleotides. It is a transcript of the gene arpin, whose product is annotated as actin related protein 2/3 complex inhibitor. The record is from RefSeq and is a predicted model, not a curated record. Gene Ontology annotation, biological process: negative regulation of actin nucleation. Lineage: Eukaryota; Metazoa; Chordata; Actinopteri; Gonorynchiformes; Chanidae. The transcript is spliced from 6 exons. The coding region runs from base 331 to 1011 and encodes 226 amino acids.